UAUUUUCCGUUAUCAUUUUGUAUAGUAGUAUAUUUAUUAACAGUGCUGCAUAGUAGUUAAUUAUGUUGGUAUUUUUUGGCAUUUCUGCACCGCGGUCACACUGUCUAUUGUUGAUUAAAACGUAAACAAUGUCGCUUGUCGCUGACUAUAGCGAUUCAUCAGAAUCCGAUGUGGAAAGCAGCAGCAGUGAGUCCGAAAAGGAGGGAACAAACAAGUCAACUAGCCCGCCUGCCACACAGAAGCCCUUGAAGCUGCCGAGUGCUAGCGAUGCAUUGGAUAAUGCGGCUGCAAAACGAACCGGCGAUGUGUUUAGCAAUCCGUUUCUGGAGGCGGAACUGCAUAAGACCGCUUCACUGGAAAGACAUGUGAAAAUGGUCAAUAACGAUGCUCACUUGCAGCUGAAAAACGGACGCAAAAUCUGCUGGAACUAUCGAAAAGGACGCUGCCGCUUUGGUACCAGUUGUCAAUACGCGCACGACUCGGAUCUCUCUGUGGAGGCGGCAUCUGGAGGUGAGCCUAAGACGGAAACAGCCGCACCAACAGGCAACAAAGGCGCUGCUGCUAAUAAGAGAAAACGACCUGGUUUGAGCGAUGGCAUAGAGCCAGGCAAGAGGGUAAUGAAAUCUUACCAGCAGCAGCAACUGGGAGCAGGAGCAGGAACAAGACGUUAACUAGGUUUCAAAUGAUGC
Molecule: messenger RNA, 689 nt
Organism: Drosophila hydei
Lineage: Eukaryota; Metazoa; Arthropoda; Insecta; Diptera; Drosophilidae
Exons: 2
Coding region: 129-671 (180 amino acids)
Molecular function (GO): metal ion binding
Source: RefSeq, a predicted model, not a curated record